GACUAGUUUUGAGAGAGCUUGCGAUCUGUCAAGUGGUGUGAAAACGCAGUCGAAUCGAAUUGUGCAGAAAGUGCAUAAAAAACUAAUCAAAAUUCCCAUAAUGUGCGAUAAAAUAAUGACGAACUAUAGCCCGAGUGUCGUUAUAUAGCAUCGAAGGUCUUGGUUGCGGAGAUUCAUCGAAGAACAGAAGAUUCGAUAAUUAAUAUCUGCAGAUCGAUGUAAAAUGGACCAACGGACUUGAAUCGAUAUUCCAAAGGAGCCCAAAUGUCAAGAAAACAGAAUUUUCUUGCGACUACUGUAUCCGCUUUUUGAAAAAUGCACAGUACGAAUUUCAGCACGGAUACGGCCAGUACGAAAGGAGGAGACGUGUUGGUAUCGGUAGCCACUUUGGUUACCGAAGGGCGCAUACCUGGUGGUGUUAAUUCCAAAUCGAAGAAAUUUUACGAAGGACCUCAUUGCCCGCUCGUCAAACAAAGGAACAAAGAGCACAUUUGCGAUUUGGCUGAAUCUUUGUGUUUGAAAUUCGAAACCGAUCGCGAGACGGUCUUGAAUUUCUGCAAAAAGGACAUACCGUUGUGCAUCGAAGUGAUCCUGACUUGUAAGUGCAAAGAAUUCGACAGCACGGACGAUCUGACCAACACGUACGUUUUGGAACAGUGGCAUUUUAGCGUUUCGUUUAGAAGGCCGAAGGAUCAGUUGAUUUUCAACGUCAACCAAUUGGCCAGCGCCAUCCGGUCGCAAUUGUACUUCUCCCAGAUAACUGUAUGGCUGACUACGCAAGAGGACAACGGACCGUUGACGAUAUCCGAGGAUAAUUUUCGAUAUCAUCUGACGGCGCCCGGCAAAACGUUUGCGACAUCAUCGUUUCAUCUCUCGGCCACCAAACACGAUUUUCCCGCAACCGAUAUAGGCGACGGCCAAUACCUGACGGUAUCUUGUCUGAGUUUACCCAGAACCACCGCUAUCCCAGAUCUAACUUGCACCAACUGCGCUAUGAACAAGGCUUUCGAUAUGGACAUGACCAACAACAAAGUACUCGACGACAGGAUGCACAUCCCUUGCACACUAAAGGGGAAACACCGUUGCGAAGAUCUCGAAGAAGAGGAGAACGUGAAGCUCGAUCGCAAAGCGAACGUGAAGCGAUUGUGCAGCAAGACGGCGCCGUGCGAGGCGUCGACGAGCAAAACCAAAUCGAAAUUGAUGGUGUACAUACAGAAUUCCAACCUGUACGCGGCCGAAGGCCCGGCCGAUUGCACUCUCCUUCACGCCAAAAAUGAUCUCAACAAGGACAAGGGCCAGCUGUUGCUCGAGGCGAUCGAGCGCAGCGGCCAGAAGAGCAUACGAGAGAGUGAUAUAGCUAAUUGUGAUAAGCGAGAAAGUGAUAUUCGUAGUUUUAGUCCGAAACAUAAUUUUAACGUAUAUUUAGACAAGCAUUGUGAUAGUCCUGUUCCGACGAUAAGGCAUAAGAAAAUAAGGGACAUAUCCAACGUCGAUCUCAAGAAGAGGGCGCACAUUCGACAGAAGAUCGUGUUCGACGACGACGGCGACGGCGACGACGACGCCGGUCACGGCAAAGGCGACAUACCUAGUCAAAUGGAACAAGCCAAAUUCCGGAAAGAUCUGGACAGCGCCGCUUCCAUGGUGUUCCAUUCCCGCACCGGGUUACCUUUGACCAGCAGUCCUGCGCCCGUCCGCAGAGGAAAGUCUUGCUUCGAUUUCGAUUCUUCUAUUAAUUCCGUUUCUUCGAUAAAAAGCGCCCUUUACUCGAACAGCUUCUCGGCGGACGACGAGAGCGAAAGCGAGGGCAGCACCGUGUCACCGUGCAGCCCGGAAAUAUUUUCCGCCCACAAGUGCGACGAUUCGUCGCCGCCCGUCAAAUACCGCAGGAAGGGCCAUUCGUCCGGUUUAUUAGGUAGCUUUGAGGAAUCGGUUUUAAAUGGCCGAUUGGAGCCGGUCUCUACCGUCCAUGGGUUCACCGCUGAGUUGGGAGCUAGCGGUUCAUUCGUUCCUAAGCAUCUAGUUGUGCCAGUUACAGUAUUCUUCUACACUUUAGGCGAGACCGAUAAGGUCUCGUCGCCUUAUCUCGGCCAUAUCAACCUGGGUAAAAAAGGAUACAACGUACCAAAAUCCGGAACAGUUCAAGUGACUUUGUUCAAUCCGCUGGGCACCGUCGUCAAGAUGUUUGUGAUCAUUUACGAUCUACACGACAUGCCGCCCAAUUCGCAGACGUUCAUCAGACAACGAACGUUGUACAUGCCGGCGAAUUGCCACGAUUCCAAUCUCGAAUGGGGCCCCAAGUGGCUGCGGUACCUCAUACACUUGAGAUUUUUGAGCUCCAAAUCGGGAAAGAUUUACCUUCACAGCGACAUAAGGAUGAUCAUUUUCCGGAAAAGCGACAUGGACACUGCCACAGCGCAUGGCAUCGAGAUGAGCUACGAGCUGAGGAGUUUCACGCACAUGCCCGUUAAUCCUAGGUACUCGCCUAGAAAGUAACCAGAAAUGAACUUUGUAGAUGUAGGCCCGGGCGAAUCGAGCACGUCCGUCAAUAUUUACAGAUAUUUUUGCCGAUCUGUUCUCGGCUGUUUCGUGCAAAGGUAGCUCUUGGAGUAAAUUCAAUGAUUUUCGAAACGUUUGCGACAGACACGAUUUGUUUAGUUUAAAAACCGUAUUGACGAAAUUAUUGCAGUGAAUGUUUUUAUACUCCGUUCGCUAUCAGGAGAUAGUAAUGGAACCUAAUUUUGUAUGUAGAACACUCGACCUUUUCUAACCCCCAGAUAAUUACAAGGGGAAGGUGAAAAUUUCUCUGCCUGACAAUGGAAGACCGCGAUAUUCAGUUGAACAAUGACAUUAUUCUUCUUAUUAAGUCGACAACUUUAGUUCUGGACGGUUCCAAUUGAUUCUGGAGCGCUCUGAAUAAAUCUAGACAGUUUCAAACGAUUCUGGAGCGUCCUAAAUUGUUCUAAACAGUUCUGAACG
Phyllotreta striolata is the source of this 2976-nucleotide messenger RNA. The record is from the annotation of a GenBank genome assembly. NCBI's taxonomy places the organism in Eukaryota, Metazoa, Arthropoda, Insecta, Coleoptera, Chrysomelidae.